AUGAAGGCUCUCCUCACUCUGGGGCUCUUCCUGCUUUCUGUCACUGUCCAGGCCAAGGUUUAUGAAUGCUGUGAGUUCGCCAGAAUUCUGAAAAUCCAUGGAAUGGAUGACUACAAGGGAAUCAGCCUGGCAAACUCUUUGCUCCAGGAUGACAUCACUCAAGCCAUACAAUGUGCAAAGGCAGUUGUGAGGGAUCCACAAGGCAUUAGAGCAUGGGUGGCCUGGAGAAGCCACUGUCAAAACCGAGAUCUCACCCAGUACAUUAAAAACUGUGGAGUCUAACCGCUGUGUGCCUCCACCUCAGCUCACUCUGUCUCUUUCUCGAUAUAGAAGUAGUUAUGAGAAAGGUCAUACUUCCUCGGUUUCCCCCUCAGACAAGCAGGCUUUUAUCAGAAACAGGAGCAUAUGGAGACUGUUUCCUAAGAGGCUUAAUGCUCACUAAUGUGUUCACUGUUUUAUGGAAAGCCUCCAUUUUUCAGUUAGCCAAUGGGGCAGAUGCUGGUGACAGUGAUGUAGCAUUGAGUGUCACACACAUCUCUGUACAUCAGCUCUUCACCUAUGAAGUAAUUCACAUUAAGUUUCAUCAGAAUUAAUCUUCAUCUCCCCACUGUUUGACAGACAUACAGCAAAUAUGUAAGGAGACAGUAGAUCUUGGGUAAGAUGGCAGCUGUGUGAGCUCGCAGGCCUUGUGUGGGCUCAGCAUCGAGACAGUUAAGAACAGGUACUCUGAGGGUCAAAGUGGGUUUUUAGGGGAACAGAACUUUGGUGGGUAGAAGUGAGACUGCCUCAACAUAGAAAGUUGGUGUCAUGAAACAUGUGACCUUUCAGGAAAUAUUUUCUUAGAGCAGGCCCAUUUAUACUGCUUAUAAGUAAAUUCUCAACUCAGGUGUCAGUCUGUGUUAACCUUUGAGAGAAUGU
Messenger RNA from Peromyscus eremicus (cactus mouse), 918 nucleotides. Its product is annotated as lysozyme C-2-like. The record is from RefSeq and is a predicted model, not a curated record. The transcript has 3 exons. The coding region runs from base 1 to 282 and encodes 93 amino acids. Gene Ontology annotation, biological process: defense response to Gram-negative bacterium; defense response to Gram-positive bacterium. Lineage: Eukaryota; Metazoa; Chordata; Mammalia; Rodentia; Cricetidae. Gene Ontology annotation, molecular function: lysozyme activity.